AUGGUAAGUGGUCACAAGAACUUUCUCAAACUGUUAGGAUGCUGUCUUGAGUUUGAGUAUCCUGUGUUAGUAUGUGAGUAUGCAGAACGUAUACCUUACAAUAAUACUCCAAACUUGGGAAUGUUAAUCAAGAUGGCAAAAGAGAUUGCUGUUGCUGUUUCUUAUCUUCACACUGCGUUUCCAAGGACUAUGGUUCAUAUGGAUAUACAACCUUCUAACAUUUUCUUGGAUUCUAACGGGACUGCAAAGCUAAGUGGGUUUUGUCUCUCUGUCUCUAUCCCGGAAGGAGAGACGUUUGUUAAGGUAGAUGCUGAUAGAGUAGAAGGAGUUUUGGAUUAUUUAGAGUAUAAGUAUGUGACGAGUGGUGUAGUGAAUGAGAAUACAGAUGUUUUUAGUUUUGGAGUGUUGUUGCAAAAUCUCUUGAUUGGAAAGUAUGGAGAGGUUGAUCGUUGUCAGGGUGAUGAGAGUUUGUUUGAACACGAGCAUAAUAGAGUGUGCAAGUUUGUGGAAGAGGGAAGAGUCUUUGAGAUAUUGGAUCCACAAAUUUUGGAAAAUAUGAGUGAUGAUGAUGAAAACAGAGAACAAGAGAGAAGGAGAAUGCAAGCAGUUAUAGUACUCUCACUCAAAUGUACAGGGCAUAGAGGUGAUGUUCCAAAGAUGGUGGAAGUGGCAAAAGAACUACAAAGGAUUGAGCUAUGGAUGUUGUAA
Messenger RNA from Eruca vesicaria subsp. sativa (arugula), 708 nucleotides. Lineage: Eukaryota; Viridiplantae; Streptophyta; Magnoliopsida; Brassicales; Brassicaceae. The record is from the annotation of a GenBank genome assembly.